Molecule: messenger RNA, 1294 nt
Organism: Ananas comosus (pineapple)
Lineage: Eukaryota; Viridiplantae; Streptophyta; Magnoliopsida; Poales; Bromeliaceae
Product: xyloglucan endotransglucosylase/hydrolase protein 9-like
Exons: 3
Coding region: 75-1058 (327 amino acids)
Biological process (GO): cell wall biogenesis; xyloglucan metabolic process
Cellular component (GO): cell wall; apoplast
Molecular function (GO): xyloglucan:xyloglucosyl transferase activity; hydrolase activity, hydrolyzing O-glycosyl compounds
Source: RefSeq, a predicted model, not a curated record
CUCGUGAGCUCAGCUGAUCAUUCUCUCACCUUCUCCCUUUGCUUCGCUCUCCGCUAUACUCUGUGCUCUCUCUCAUGGCGCUCUCGAGAGGUUCGCCGCUACUACCAGUAUUCCUAACGGGCUUGUUAUGGGCCGUGAAACUGGGCUCGUCUCCGUGGGCCGCGUCGGGCCUCUCCAAGUUCGACGACGUGAUCCAGCCCAGCUGGGCCUCCGACCACGUCAUCUACGACGGCGACCUCCUCCUCCUCAAGCUCGACAACUUCUCCGGCUCCGGAUUCGCUUCGAAGAACAAGUACCUGUACGGCAAAGCCACGGCCGACAUCAAGCUCGUCCCCGGCGAUUCCGCGGGGACCGUCACCGCAUUCUACAUGUCGUCGGAGGGGGCGAGCCACAAUGAGUUCGACUUCGAGUUUCUGGGGAACAGGUCGGGGGAGCCGUACCUGGUGCAGACGAACCUGUACAUAAACGGGGUGGGGAACAGGGAGCAGCGCAUGGACCUGUGGUUCGACCCCGCCGCCGACUUCCACUCCUACAGCAUACUGUGGAACCCGCGCCAGGUGGUGUUCCUCGUCGACGGCACCCCCGUCCGUGUCUACCAGAACAACAACAAUAGCAGCAGCAGCAAUAACAAUAGCAGCAGUAAUGGCAAUAGCACUAGCAGUGGCAGCAGUAUUCCUCCGUUCCCCACGAACCAGCCGAUGGGGGUCUACUCGUCGAUCUGGAACGCCGACGACUGGGCGACGGAAGGGGGGAGGGUGAAGACGGACUGGGGGCACGCGCCCUUCGUGGCGGCGUACCGCGAGGUCAGGAUCGACGGCUGCGAGUGGGGGCCAGCAGCCGGCGACUCGGACGACGCCGGCGAGCUGCGGCGCUGCAGCGAGAGCGCGUGGGGGAAGGAGGGCAGGUACUGGUGGAAGGAGAAGGCCAUGGAGGAGCUCACCGUGCACCAGUCGCACCAGCUGGCCUGGGCCCGCGCCCACCACCUCGUCUACGACUACUGCGCCGACCCGGCCCGCUUCCCCGUCGCCCCACCCGAGUGCACCACCGCCACACCCUGAUUCCAUCGUCUCUCUUCUCUGUGUGUGUGUGUGUGUGUGUGUGUGCGCGCGUCUCUCUCUCUCUCUCUCUCUCUCUCUCUCUCUCUCUUUCUCCUUGUGUGUGUGGGUGUGGAUUUGGGGGGCGGGGGAACUGCUGGUUUCUUUCUUGUAGUCAAGAGGGUUGUUUAGGUUUUAACAGUGGUCGUUGUUGAUUUGUUUAUACAUCUUGUUUAGAUAAUUCUUAUGUCUUCUCAAUA